UAACAGAAAACAGAUUUCUGAUUUAUUAGCUUACCGUUUAGUUUAGUGUUUGCUCCACGUAAUUUAUUGUUUGAAACGUGCCGGAGUGGAAAUUCGUUAUUUCGUAAGUUCGUUGCAUUCAGUCACAGAAUAGAUGUUGUUAAAAGUAAAUACUUGACGCAACACAUAGUUAUAAGUAGCAACUGUCGACUAUUUGAGCGAUGCGAAUUGUUAUUGAACGAAGCAUCACACUUAGUUUUCCACGAUUUCGCGAUUUUACUUUAGCUGAAAAUAUCUUCUCAACUUAUAAUAUUAGAGAUAUUCUUAAGACCUACGAAAUGACGAGUUAACGUUGACUCGAUUCUCUCUGGCUUUCACCAUGUUUUUUACCAAUUUAAGAAUACUGAAGGUAUUCUCAUCAUACAAGUUUCGCUUGUGUAUUAUAUUUAUUGUUGUAUUCAGUUUUUGGCAAAUAUUCAGAGCCAUAACAAACAAUAACAAACAGAAACUAAUUCAAUCUUCACAUGUUCUGAACAAUGACAUCUCUUUAAUGGAAAACAGUGUAAAAGAUAUGACAUAUCUUCCAGUUGGUGUAUACUAUGAAGCAUUGUGCCCAGAUUCUAGAAACUUUAUACUUCAGCAUUUAGUACCGUCUUUUAAUAAAGCACCAAAUAGUUUUGAUAUUGAAUUUGUCCCUUACGGGAAAGCCAAGACACAUGAAAAUUCUGAUGGCUCGAUCACAUUUGCUUGUCAACACGGACCAGUAGAAUGCCAUGCAAAUAAAAUUCAUUCGUGUGCUACUCAACAUAUAAAAGAUAAAAGUAUUUUGGUCAAAUAUGUAUCGUGUAUGAUUGAUAAUAAUUAUGAUCCAGAAACGAUAGGAUUGCUUUGUGCCAAAAAAUACAAUGUCAAUUGGAAUAAAAUUUAUGCAUGUUCAGAAGGAAAAGAAGGUGAACUAUUAUUAAAACUAAAUGGUGAAAUAACUGAUAAACUGUGGCCUCAAGUUUCGUUUAUCCCAACAAUUUUGAUCAACCAUGAACAACCUAGACAAGCUUCUGUCUUAAAAGAUUUUUGGGGUGUUGCUUGCAGUUAUUUCCCUCCAGAAUCAAAACCUGCUGCUUGUUGAAUAACAAUAACCAGUUUUUUCUAUUGACAAUUAAGGUAAAAAAUAUUUUAUUAUAAGUUAUUAACUUAUUCUAAGAGAAUCUUGUGAUAUUUAAAUUAAAAAAUUAAACUUUGUACUUUUUUACUGUUAAUUUUUAUUUGAAUUAUAAUAUUUGUUUGU
Rhopalosiphum maidis (corn leaf aphid) is the source of this 1264-nucleotide messenger RNA. RefSeq names its product GILT-like protein 1. The transcript has 6 exons. NCBI's taxonomy places the organism in Eukaryota, Metazoa, Arthropoda, Insecta, Hemiptera, Aphididae. Gene Ontology annotation, molecular function: oxidoreductase activity, acting on a sulfur group of donors, disulfide as acceptor. The coding region runs from base 359 to 1105 and encodes 248 amino acids. The record is from RefSeq and is a predicted model, not a curated record.